Molecule: messenger RNA, 1020 nt
Organism: Microdochium trichocladiopsis
Lineage: Eukaryota; Fungi; Ascomycota; Sordariomycetes; Xylariales; Microdochiaceae
Product: ribosome recycling factor domain-containing protein
Exons: 2
Coding region: 1-1020 (339 amino acids)
Biological process (GO): translation
Cellular component (GO): mitochondrion
Molecular function (GO): ribosomal large subunit binding
Source: RefSeq, a predicted model, not a curated record
AUGAAUAGCACACCGACAGCUAGAUCGCUUCUGCAGAGCGGUUUCGCCUGGUGCGAGACGGUCAGCCUGCAGAAUGCUCGAGCACCAUUGCAUGCCCUGGGGGCGGCAGCAGCAACAGCACGAUACAGCACAAACACUAUCCAGUCUUCAGCUUCGAGCUACCCAGCAACCCCGAGGCAACAACGAUUACCGACGCACCACAGCUGCAACGCAGCAUCAAGAGACCGCAAUGCCACCACGAGCCGCUGGAUUCACAGCACACCUGCGCUCUCGAAGAAGUCGCGAGACAAGAACAACAGCCAGGUCGAGGAAACCAAGGGUGGCAGGGGUGGCAAGAACAAGCACGCCGCGCAAAGUUCGUCGUCCUCGUUAGGAGGUGCUGGAGAAGAGGACGACUCCAAAAGCGGAGGAGGAGGUGGCGGCGGCGGCGGCCCGGCAGCCAACCCGGAAGAUCCCUUGAACUUUGACGACGUCAAGGCGCGCUACGCAAAGCAGUCAGAGCACUUCAUCGAGAAGCUCAAGAAGUUCCGCGCGGGCGGGCGGUUCAACCCAGACAGCAUCGCCUCGCUGCCCGUGACGACGGACAAGGCGACGGGGGAGUCGUACCCGCUGCGCGAGCUGGGCCAGGUUGUCCCUAAAGGCGGACGGACGAUCAGUAUCAUCCUGCACGAGGCUGCGUACGUGAAGCCCGUGAUGUCGGCCAUCCAGUCGAGCGCGGACUUCAACCAGCAGCCCCAGCGGGAUCCGGACAACGAGCUCGAGCUGAUUCUCAAGAUUGAGGCUGAGAAGCCGGACGAGGUGGCCAAGCGCAUCAAGGCCCUGUGCCAUGACUGGCGUGGCAAGGUCAAGCUCAUUCGCCAAAAGAGGGACAAGCAGCACACCGCGUGGCGCAAGGAUGGUCUGAUGCUGGCUGAUGCUAAGAAGCAAGCGGACAAGGAGCUUGAGAAAGUCAUCAAGACCUUGAACGCCGAGAUUGAUGCCAAGGAGAAGGAAACUCUCAAGCUCGCCCAGGUAGCUUGA